Messenger RNA from Fusarium oxysporum Fo47, 921 nucleotides. RefSeq lists its product as uncharacterized. The record is from RefSeq and is a predicted model, not a curated record. NCBI's taxonomy places the organism in Eukaryota, Fungi, Ascomycota, Sordariomycetes, Hypocreales, Nectriaceae. The transcript has a single exon. The coding region runs from base 1 to 921 and encodes 306 amino acids.
AUGGUUUCAAACAAGCUAAUUGUGACCUUUGCAAACCUGGCCUUGUUGGUUUUUGUUAAUGCUGGCCCUUGCAAGCCCCAGAGCAUCGUGACAUCUGCCAUUGAAAUUGCCUCUGCCACAGUUGAAUCCGACACUACUACUGCCCUUUCCACUACCAUCGAGACCAGUACUGCGAUCAGUGAGACCGAGACGGCAACCGAGUCAGAGACAACUACCACAUUGACUGAGGAUGGAACAACUCUGAGCACGUCUGCGACCGAGGCAUCAACGACCAUCGCCAUCAGCGGGAGUACGACAGUCGUCAGUAGCAUCGACACUACAUUAGUCACCAGCAGCAAGGCUACUACAGUACCAACCACCACUGAAGGCACGACGACUGUCGCCGAGACUGCAACCACUACAACCGCUGAGGCAGAGCCAACAGAACUUCUCAUCAACGGCAACUUCGAUCUCGGAACAGUAGAUCCCUGGCUAUCGAGAAACGAUGCCAUUCAACUUGGCUCCUCGUCCCCCUACGAAGGUCCAGCCUACGCAGUCCUCCAGUUCGGGAUCUCCGAUGGCGAGUCGUACAACAAUGGAGUCUACCAAAAGAUCGACAAGUCUCUUCUCAAGACAGGCGUCUAUCGUCUCUCUGCUCAGCUCCGAGUCGACUUUGCGACCAAUACACAGUUCGGCGAUGGGUGCAAUGCAAUGGCAGUCGGCUGUUACUAUGGAGACCCUAAUAACAUAGUUCCUGUCCAAGGUGGCUCGGUGACAGUCAGCGCCGACGCUGCUGCUGGGCAAUGGACUCCUCUGGACACUACUUGUUCAAUUACGGAGGAUAAGCUUACCCAGUAUGGCUAUCUUAGUGUUUCUAUUGGAUUUAGCUGCGCCAACGCUGAGGCCAAUGUCGAUGCGGUGACGUUCGAGGAAGUUGUUUAG